Molecule: messenger RNA, 540 nt
Organism: Amorphotheca resinae ATCC 22711
Lineage: Eukaryota; Fungi; Ascomycota; Leotiomycetes; Helotiales; Amorphothecaceae
Exons: 1
Coding region: 1-540 (179 amino acids)
Source: RefSeq, a predicted model, not a curated record
AUGCAGCGACCUGAUGUGCAUAGUCUGGCGUUGCUUCUGCACGAUACGUGGCAGCGCAACGCAGCGCGACGGCGAUGUUCUGCCUGGGUGCCUCAAGGAUGGGUCCUUGGUGGUGGGUAUUACUGGUCUAUUCCACAUUUUGAGAGCUUCCGCGUAUCCUUUACAGGGCCGCUUUGGAGCCAUUCCCUCCACGAGGCCCCAUCGGCAAACCUCGCAUUGCAUAUUGACACUAUGUUUGCCAUCAAUGACGCUGCCGAUUCUGAUAUAGCAGAUAUCCCAUUUGGGAGGAAAUUCGCCGAGUGGUGCAGAGUUCAUGCAAGCGUGUACGGUGCGGUAGGGCUAUAUGCCAACUUCCCGCUUUCACUGGACGACAAACGAACACCAGCCACGCCUUUUCCACAACUCCCAAAAUGCGGACGUCCAAUCACGACGCCAAAGGGGCACUAUGGAAAUGGUGCUGGGGCGUGCCAUGGAGGUUGCGUUUAUAUGCCAGACGUCUUCCCAUUGAUACUGGUCCAACCGCCUCUAUUAAAAGGCUGA